Molecule: messenger RNA, 2771 nt
Organism: Pteronotus mesoamericanus
Lineage: Eukaryota; Metazoa; Chordata; Mammalia; Chiroptera; Mormoopidae
Gene: MPI
Product: mannose phosphate isomerase
Exons: 8
Coding region: 43-1314 (423 amino acids)
Biological process (GO): carbohydrate metabolic process; GDP-mannose biosynthetic process
Cellular component (GO): cytosol
Molecular function (GO): mannose-6-phosphate isomerase activity; zinc ion binding
Source: RefSeq, a predicted model, not a curated record
GGGAAGGGUAACGUGCGAGAAGCCACGUCCAGUGCUGCAAGGAUGACCGCUCAGCGAGUAUUCCCACUUUCCUGCGUGGUGCAGCAGUAUGCCUGGGGGAAGAUGGGUUCCAACAGUGAAGUGGCUCGGCUGCUGGCCAGCAGUGACCCACUGGCCCGAAUCUCAGAGGAUAAGCCAUAUGCAGAGCUGUGGAUGGGGACCCACCCCCGGGGAGAUGCCAAGAUUCUUGACAAUAGCAUCUCACAGAAGACCUUAGGCCAGUGGAUCGCUGAGAACCAGGACUGCUUGGGCUCAAAGGUCAAGGACAGCUUUAAUGGCACGUUGCCCUUCCUCUUCAAAGUGCUCUCAGUUGGAACAGCCCUCUCCAUCCAGGCACACCCUAACAAGGAGCUGGCAGAGAAGCUGCACCUCCAGGCUCCACAGCACUACCCUGAUGCCAACCAUAAGCCAGAAAUGGCCAUUGCCCUCACUUCCUUUCAGGGCUUAUGUGGCUUCCGGCCAGUUGAGGAAAUUGUGACUUUUCUGACAAAAGUGCCUGAGUUCCAGUUCCUAAUUGGAGAUGAUGCGACAACACAGCUGAAGCAGAGCCUGAGCCAGAACUCCCAGGCUGUGUCCUCUGCUCUGCAGAGCUGUUUCUCUCACCUAAUGAAAAGUGAGAAGAAGGUGGUGGUGGAACAGCUGAACCUCUUGGUGAAGCGUAUCUCCCAGCAAGUGGCAGUUGGUAACAAUGUGGAAGACAUCUGUGGGGAGCUUCUGCUGCAGCUGCACCAGCAAUAUCCAGGUGAUAUUGGAUGCUUUGCCAUAUACUUCCUGAACCUGCUUAUCCUGAAGCCAGGGGAAGCCAUGUUUCUGGAGGCCAAUGUACCCCACGCCUACCUGGAAGGAGACUGCGUGGAAUGCAUGGCGUGUUCAGAUAACACAGUACGUGCUGGCCUGACACCCAAGUUUAUCGAUGUGCCAACUCUGUGUGAAAUGCUCAGCUAUACCCCCAGCCCCAGCAAGGACAGGCUCUUUCCUCCAACACGGAGUCAGGAAGACCCCUACCUUUCUAUCUAUGACCCCCCUGUGCCAGACUUCACUGUUAUGAAGAUAGAGGUCCCGGGCUCAGUCACUGAGUAUAAGAUCUUGGCACUGGACUCCGCCAGCAUCCUCCUGAUGGUGCGGGGUAUGGUGACAGCCAGCACUCCCACAGCCCAAGCAGUAACCCCCCUGCAGCGUGGUGGGGUACUCUUCAUUGGGGCCAAUGAGAGUGUCUCACUGAAGCUCACUAUGCCCGAGGAUCUGCUGAUAUUCCGUGCCUGCUGUCUGCUGUAGAGGCUGUCUCCAUACUGGCUCUCCUUCCUAGUAACCUGAAAUCCUGACCAGCCUUUCCUCCUUAGGCCCAGCCCAAACUCACCCCUGCUCUAAACUCUGAGGUAGUGACUCCUGAGCAGGCCUAGGCUGAACCAUCUUCCUAGGAGGGGGGGGACCCAUGUGAGGGUUAAGAACCAACACUCCACUUAUAUUCUCACACCUGAACCAGACUCCACACAGGAGAGCAGCUGUUUUCACUACAGUGUUAGGCUGGUAAAAAUCUAUGAUAAGACUCAGGUAGAGCAAAAGGGUAGGUAACCAAUUUCUUUAUUGAUUUGAGAGAGAAACAUUGAUUUGUUGUUCCAUUUAUUUAUGCGUUCAGUGGCUGAUUCUUGUGUGUAUCCUGACCGGGGAUCAAACCUGCAUCCUUGAUUUAUCAGGACAAUGCUCUAACCAACCUAUACCCAGGCAGGACCUUACGUAACUGAUUUCUAGGAACAGGGUUCUGGCCUUGGGACUGCCCAUUUCCUCAGCAGCUGAGAGGAAGUGAAAAGGGAGGCUGGUGGGCCAGUGUUGCUCCUCAUCACCCUCUUGCUUUGUCAAAGCAAUUGAAGAUCUUGUGUUGAGGCUGUGGGGUAAGAGGCACUGAGCCUUUGGCUGUCUAGUCCCUGAAAUGGGUAGGCCAGACUUCAGAGCCCUUUUGUAGGAAGGGGUGGGAGCAGAGGCCAGCUACAAUCUCCGAUGUAGAGAGCUUGCAGGCAGGCACUGGGCCCUCCAGAUCUGCAGAAAGGAAAGUGGGUCUAAAGAGCAAGAUUCUCCUGGGUUAGAAAAGGCCUUUGGGCAAGGAACAGCACCUAAGGCCAGCAGGCUGGGUUUGGCCACACCUACUAUUUACAUAACUGCCUUUCCUGCUCUCAGGUUACAAAGUUGUGUAGAUGGUGCCAGACUGGCCCUUCACAGACGAAGUUUGCCAGCCACUUCUCCAGAACACAUUCAGUCAUUGUAGAUACAGCGACAUGACAAUUCAUCUUGUGAAGGGUAACUUUUUCUAAACUGGCAGGAAGUACCUAGGAGAGCAUAUACUCUCCCUGAGCCUACCCUCUCAGAUGUGACAUACUUCUUCAGGAGGUUACAGAGCUGUUUCACCACUUAAGAUUCUGAUCAACAGUCUUAGAUCUUACCACCCCAGACUAAGCAGGGGCCCAGGCUAUUGGUUCCUUCUUGGGGGGUGGUAAGGGUUUAGAUUCUCACAAAACUGAAUUCUAGGAAACUACAUUCAAAGAAAGUCCUGGCCCUGGCUGGUGUGGCGCAGUGGCCUACGAAACAGGGUUGCCAGUUCGUCUCCCAGUUAGGCACGUGCCUAGGUUGCAGGCAAGGUCCCCAAUAGGGAAAGUGGGUCUAAGAGGCAAUCACACAUUGGUGUUUCUCUCCCUCCCUUACCCUAUCUAAAAAUAAUAAAAUCUUUAAAAAAGAAAAAA